Pocillopora verrucosa is the source of this 3128-nucleotide messenger RNA. RefSeq lists its product as uncharacterized. Gene Ontology annotation, cellular component: plasma membrane. Lineage: Eukaryota; Metazoa; Cnidaria; Anthozoa; Scleractinia; Pocilloporidae. The record is from RefSeq and is a predicted model, not a curated record. Gene Ontology annotation, molecular function: protein binding; metalloendopeptidase inhibitor activity. Gene Ontology annotation, biological process: extracellular matrix organization.
AUGCUUCUUCCACGACGACUCGCAACGAUUUUCAUCAUUGUAGUGCUGUUGGAUCCUAGCCAAAUCGAAAGUGAAGGACAUCGGAGAACUCGAGAUCACAAUGAUGGAGACUUCCUGAUAGACAUACCACGGAAGGAAGCUCGACUCAACAGAGAAGACAAGCUUACGAACAACGCAGAUGACCCUCUUGAGCAUGCUCGACAACGCCACCUACACGAACGACAUGUAAAGGAGAAAUCAGUUAUACAUCAUGCUAAGGAGCCAGGCCAGGAAAUUGAAGAACAUGACUCUAGUGGUAUAGAAGAUGACAGGGGUAACGAUAGAGAUAAGGAAAAUCGUGUUGAGGUGUCGGGCAGUCGUUUGGAAGACGAUGAGGGGGAGGGAAUAGGUCGUUCGGGCGAUGAGAGCCACGCUGAUGUUCAAGAAAUUAAUCAUCCCACCCAUCAAAUUCAUUCGCGGAAAGAUUCUAAAUUGAAAGUUGGCAAGCGUCUUGAUCAACACAAGGAUGAAGGCGAUGACUUCGGUUACAUCACAGAUGAAAAGGAUACUAAUUCUGAAAGAGAUGACGAGGCAUCUCGUUCUGGGGAACGACACCACCACGUAAAAAAGAACAUCGCGGGAGAAGGGGACAGGGUUGAACAAUCUGGAAAAGAGGAGAUUUACGAGGGAAGUAAUUUGCAAACAAGCAGUGAAUGGGGGGAAGGAGAGGCAAGCCUUCUCUCUCCAGACGAGGAAGAUUCAUCUGGAGCCAGAGACCUACCGGAGGUGGAUGAUAGUGAUGAAAUACCAGAAGAGGAAAACGAUGGCAAAGAAAGCGAGCGAAGUGGCGAAGAAUACAUCGAAGAAUUCAAAGGUGAAGAUCAAGAUUCUAAAGCAAAGAAAGUUGGUCUAAAAAGCGCAAAGGACAAGAUUAAAUUGGAAUUGGAAAAAAGUAGUGAGGGUCCAGAUUCGAAAAGAAAAGGGAAAAAGACUCGCAGUAAAAACAACAACGUAAAAAAACCACUUAAGACCACUAUAGGCGGGGAAAAGAAAAUUGAACAGAUACGCAAACCUUUGGCGGGUAAAAAGGGAAGUAUUUCAGCCCAAAAAACCUUUUCGGAGAACCAUCGGAAGCUCAAAGUUCAUGCAGGAAUCGAUCCCUCUCAAGAAAAGUACAAGUUCUUCCCUCGUGGAAAAACCAACAAAAAGACCAAAUCCAGACCAUCAAAUGCUUACAGAGACCGUCAAAAGCGGAAAACCAGAAGAGAUGGAUCAAAAUUACGACCCACUGGAGGACUCCUUAGAGCAAAUGACUUCUACAUUGAUGAAAUCAACGAACCCAUAGAGAAAUUGAUUCCUUUGGAAACAGACGAGGGAAAUAGUGAUGGUGAAUUUGCCGGUGGAGACAAUAAAAACCUCAAGAAACGCGCAGAAGAUGGCUACGGUCAAAAGUUUAGAAGGGGGAACUCCAGACGCCUGCUGCAAUUUAAUAACGAAAGUGAUAAUUCAGAGCCUCGUCCAGCGCUUCCCAUCGAUUGUAUUCAUCCUCUUCUCCUCGAUGCAAUAAAAGAAAAUACAAUUAUCUACAUCAGAGCUGAAUGCCGCCUAUGCCACUGUAAGCUGGGUCAGUUCGUCUGCAACCGUAAGCCGGAUAAUUGUGAUGUGAACCCCAGAAAGCCUUGCACUAUGGCGAAUGGACAACUGGUAGACGGAGAAAGGCAUUUUGAUGGCUGCAAUAACUGCAUAUGUCGAAAUGGAGAGUUGUUGUGUACGCGUCUUCGGUGUUUUUCCUCGGAUUACAACUACAUCAAUUACCAGAUGCUUUUUGGUAAACAAUACACCCCAGGGGACCCUCAAAAAGCGAUGAUGAAUGAAAGGCUCGUCAGAGGCAAGGACCCGUGUAUGGAAUGCGAUGAUGAACCUGUAGCACCUGUCUGUGGACCCAACUGGAAAACGUACCGUUCAAUGUGUCAUGCUCUAAGAUGCGGCGGGUUUACAGUGGAUGAUGUGAAAGGAGGAAAGUGCGGAGGCUUGUCCGCUUGCAUUGACGUCAAGUGCGGAGAGCAUCAGAUUUGUGUCGCUGACAAAAGAGGUCCUUGUCUAACGAAUACCGACAGAGACGGCAACAGUAUCGAAUGUCCACAACAUCAGUGUGUCUCUACCAGAGUGAACUGCAGUGCAGCACCGAAGGAAGUCAUAUGUGGUGAGGACCAAGAGACUUAUACGAACAGGUGCACUAUGUUCACCAGUGGUAUUUCCCUGGCUUAUUACGGACAGUGUAAAUUGGAGUGUUAUGUGGAUGACGAGAAGAUGUGCGGUGUGAAUGGCGUGACCUUCAAGAGCAUCUGUCACGCUGCUGUCCACAACAACUACGUAGAUUACCCUGGAAUGUGUGACGACGUUGAUCCGAAGUACAACAUCGAUUUCAACAAGAGACUUUUCCAUGAAUAUGUGAAUCCCCGUUGUAAAACUGUUGAGGUAAUUGGUAAAUGUGCUCCAGUGGACUGUCAGAAUUAUGUCAUUCCUGAAGGAAGCUGUUGUCCCGUGUGCGGAACUGCUGUGAGCAUUCGACUGGAUACUGCAGUGCGGGAUAUGGCCGUGAACGACAAAGUACAACCACUAAAAGAUCUCAACCGGGUCGACCCCAUCUUUCUCGAGCUGAAAAAUCUGUCUGACCGGUUUGGUGGGUUUGACAAGUGCCAGCUGACCGCAGAUCUCGUGGACACCCACGACAUCUCAGUGGUGUUUAAACCAAUCAAAACACAGGAUUUGGACGCAUGCAAGCAGGUGGCAGAGAUAAUCGUCGCUUUCAUCAAUUCUCCCGCAAAAAGUGAACUGGAGCCCACCAAAGCGAUGCUUGCAGUCGCGAUCCUGAAGGAUCGCUCACGGACAUUUUUACCCAGAGCCGAAUAUCUGAUGGCGAAACGGAGGAAAAAACGAAGUGAACAUCAUGAACACGAACCAUUUUAUUACGAGUAUGAUGAUGAUGAUUAUUAUACGUACGAGUUUAGUGAAGGAAAUCGGAAACGUAUUCAACUUAACCUUCUCUUCCUGACGUUUUCCAGUUUUUUCUGCUCAACAAACUUAAUCUUUAAUUGUAACCUGAUUUAAUCCGAAUGUCUACGAACGCUUAACGUAACUUAUAUCUU